Clarias gariepinus (North African catfish) is the source of this 2266-nucleotide messenger RNA. It is a transcript of the gene il26, whose product is annotated as interleukin 26. The coding region runs from base 860 to 1396 and encodes 178 amino acids. The record is from RefSeq and is a predicted model, not a curated record. Lineage: Eukaryota; Metazoa; Chordata; Actinopteri; Siluriformes; Clariidae. The transcript is spliced from 5 exons.
CCUGUCACAAUAAAAAUGUUUAUUUGUGCAAAAGUCUAAUCGGGUCAAGAAUGUAUUACCUUUUUCCUAAAGUUGAACUAUAAUUUUGUUAAUGGUAGAAAUGGAACUUUUUAAGAUUCUUAACUAUUAGUCACUGGGACAGUCCACCAUCAGAUUGACCAACAAUUCGGGCUCUGUAAAAAUCACAAAUUCCUUUGGAAUUUUCACUUAGGCAUGCCUAUAGCUGGUCAGUAUAUUCCAGUAUGAAAAGAAGGAAGCAAAUAAUGGCCAUAAUGUCAAACAAUUGGGUGCAUACAUUUUCUCAAAAGCAUAUAUCUGUUUAUUUUCUGAACAUUGACAUAAUUUGAAUGUAUUUUGCAUGACUUUUUUCUUUUUAAAUCCUUGCCACAAGCUGUUACAUAAUGAUACAUGUAUUCAAUUAUGUUGUUCAUAUUAAGCAGUUUCACUAAAAAAAAUAUUUUCCAAAUUGACCGGAUGCCCCAAUAAAUCCGAACUGACUCGGGGUUAAACGGGGUUAAUAACACGCCUUAUUAUUGUUUCGUGUUGCUUCCUUUUGUACUAUUUUUUUCUGUUGAUAUGUAGGUUAUAAAGCGAGGAAAUUCGCGCGCGCUACUGUAACCCAAAUCUGGAGCGUCCAGUAAUCAGAGCGCGCGACCCACACAGUCAGCGACUGAUUCUGACCGCGAGCAGAACAUCAAAGACCGAGAAAGCUCCGCGUUCCGCUUUUAAACGGGGCGGGUCGGUUUUCCACGUCAUUUCAGUACGAAAAUUUCAAGGCAGCACAAAGCCGGGCCGUAUAUAGAGUAUAAAUGUCGCCGAUUAUGUUUCGGAAACAGCCCGUUGGUGGUAUCAUAGCAGAAUGCGCGUGAGCGUCCUGACUGUGCUCGUGCUGGCGGCGCUCGUGCGCUUUUGCCCAGGUGAGGAGAGUAGAAGGUGCGCGCAGGUGAACUGCCUGGCGAGCUGUCUGCCUUUACCCAUGAUGAAAGACAUGAUCAAGACUCUGAAGAGCAUCUGCAUGCUUAGGCCUAGUGACGACAGACGCCACAAAAGAUAUUUGCCAAAGUUAUAUAUAAAGAAGCUGAAUAUCGCAGACUUUGACAAGAUGCUGGGAAUCUAUGAAGAUCAUGUAUUCAAGAAGCUGUGGAGUCAUGACAUAGAUUAUGCAGAAAGAUUUAUCCAUUCCUUCUACAGACUAAGAGUCAGUGUGGAACUCUGUAAGGACCGUGGUCAAGCAGAAUUGACUAGAUAUGCAAGAAAGAAGAUCAAGGGAAUGGAAGAAGCUUUCAAAAAGUUGCAAUCGGAAGAGCUGUUAAAAGCAGCAGGAGAGUUUGAGACAAUACUCCGUUGGAUCAGCCUUUAUACUGAUAAAAAGCUGUCACACAAAAAAUGCCAGUAGUCAGUGACUAUAAACUAUGACUGAGUCUGCAAAGAAACAGAUGAAGAGGUAGGGCUGGGCACUAUGACAAUCUAACAUAUCAUGGUAACAUAUAAAAUAAAAAUAAAUUAAACUUUAACACUGAACAUUACUAUUACUGUACAUAGUUUGUACUUACUAUCACAAUAAGUAAAAACUAUGAACACCACAUCAGCUGCUUCCAGAAAAGAUGUUAUGAUAAACAAUAUAUCUCAAAAAAACAUAUUUUGAUAAACAAUUGUUCACAGUUUUGAUUAUAUCCUGUCAUAUUGUCCAGCUGAAAGUAGAGGUUUAAAUUGUGACUACUGUAGCAACAUGAUCUCAUUCGUAACAAUUUCAGUCAACGUUAUGAGUGGGGCAUGGCAAAUGUUUAUGCUUUUGCUUGAGACUUUUUUUGAAAUGUAAAAUAAUUUUAUCACAUCACCACUGCUUGCUUUCACAUGAAUGUCUCACAAGACCAGGUGGUAAUAUUACACCAAUAGGCUCCUGUUCACUUUGCACACCUGGCAGUCAGAUGGCACUGUAAGAAUGACUUCAGCUCCCACUGAAUGAUGAGUCAAACCAUGUGGGAACCUGAUAGGACUUCAGGAACCCAUGGUGACUUUUUACUUGGUCCAGUAACUUAAUCCAUUGUCUUAGUGUUGACUGUUUAUGUGGGGCAGACAAGAUGCAGCUGACUGACCCUGAAGCUAAAGAAUAUUUUAUUGUGAUAUAAAUAUUUAUUAUUUCAAAAAAUAACUAUUUUUUUGCUUAUGUAAUUUAUUACAAUAAGAUUUUUAUUUAUUAUUUCAAAAUUUUUGGCUAUUACUGUAAGUAGACAUUAUCUGAAAAUUCAAGGUGAUGUUUAAAAUU